Sclerotinia trifoliorum is the source of this 876-nucleotide messenger RNA. The record is from the annotation of a GenBank genome assembly. Lineage: Eukaryota; Fungi; Ascomycota; Leotiomycetes; Helotiales; Sclerotiniaceae.
UGGCCGAGGAGAUGGGAUUUUUAAACUUCUGAGAGUGAAGAGGAGGUUGAGAUGAAGCAGGAGGCGGAGGAGGACGACGAAGAGAAGGAAGAGAAGGACGAGGAGGACGAGGAAGCAAUAGUAGACAGUGAAGAGGAGGAAUCCGAUCACCCUACAGAUCUAGACCCCGACGACGUGGUAGGCUCAACAGAGGAGACAACGACGACCUAACCGGGAGAGUGACGUUAUUCGAACUUGCCACGGAGGCCGUUAUCCCUACUGCGAAGCCACGCCUUCCAAUGGACCGAGAUAGCUGCUCACCUAACCGUGGAAAAAAUUCGGCAAUAUGAUCACUACGCUUUUUGGAAAGAUACCACUUUAGUUGAGUUGGAUGGCACGAGUUAUCUCCAGUACAACUUGACUGAAGAGUUGUUGAUGCCAGAGUCGAUGCCUGAUUCGCCCAGGAAAAGUUGGUGCUGUGGUAAGCGUUGGUGUUGGGCUCAUGGGAUAAAUGUAGAGUGGAUUUGAUGUUGUCCUUUGGAUGUUUAGGGGGGUUUGAUCUUUUAUCAGGCAUGGACACCCGUGCUUUACCUGGGGUAUUUGACCUCUAUGGGAUGGUUAACGGGCGGUAUGGCUGGGUGCCAGGAACCGCAGGUGAAUAUCGUAUGAUAUCAUGUGUUAUAUACCCGAUGGUAUCCUGGCAUCCGGAGCAUUCCACAGGAUGGUUACUCUACCCUAUAAAGGCAGAGCAGGGUGAUAUACCGACGGGUUUUUAGCCCGCGUUACCUUGGGUAUACCCUAUUUUUUGGCCAAUCCGGCCUUUGAUAUAAUGAGGAAUCUUUAAGCCAGUAUCAUCUUCUGUCUUUCUUGAAGAUAUCUCGGAAUGAUUUGAAGAUU